CCCGGAUGUCCGGGCGCAGCGGGCCCUUGGGCUGAUCCUGGAGCUUCUCCAGGGAAACUUCCCAGCGGCCAAUGGCUGUCGAUAUUCAACCAGCAUGCCUUGGACUUUACUGUGGGAAGACCCUAUUAUUUAAAAAUGGCUCAACUGAACUAUAUGGAGAAUGUGGGGUGUGUCCAAGAGGCCAGAGAACAAACGCGCAGAAAUACUGUCAGCCUUGCACAGAGUCUCCCGAGCUCUAUGACUGGCUCUAUCUUGGCUUCAUGGCUAUGCUUCCUCUUGUUUUGCAUUGGUUCUUCAUUGAAUGGUACUCGGGGAAAAAGAGUUCCAGUGCACUUUUCCAGCACAUCACCGCAUUAUUUGAAUGCAGCAUGGCAGCUAUCAUCACCUUACUUGUGAGUGAUCCAGUCGGUGUUCUUUAUAUCCGUUCAUGCCGGGUAUUGAUGCUUUCUGAUUGGUACACGAUGCUUUACAACCCAAGUCCAGAUUACGUCACCACCGUGCACUGUACUCAUGAAGCUGUCUACCCACUCUACACCAUUGUAUUUAUCUACUAUGCGUUCUGCUUGGUGUUAAUGAUGCUGCUCCGACCUCUGCUGGUAAAGAAGAUUGCCUGUGGCUUAGGGAAGUCGGAUCGAUUUAAAAGUAUUUAUGCUGCACUUUACUUCUUCCCCAUUUUAACCGUGCUUCAGGCAGUUGGUGGAGGCCUUUUAUAUUACGCCUUCCCGUACAUUAUAUUGGUGUUAUCUUUGGUUACUCUGGCUGUGUACAUGUCGGCCUCUGAAAUAGAGAACUGCUAUGAUCUCCUAGUCAGGAAGAAAAGACUCAUUGUUCUCUUCAGCCACUGGCUACUGCAUGCUUACGGGAUAAUCUCCAUCUCCAGAGUGGAUAAACUCGAGCACGACUUACCCCUUUUGGCUCUGGUACCCACGCCAGCCCUUUUUUACUUGUUCACAGCAAAGUUUACUGAACCUUCACGGAUACUCUCAGAAGGAGCCAAUGGACACUGAAUAUAACAUGCCAAAACCCCUAAGAAGUAUUCUUAAUAAAAAAGUAAAGAAAUAAAAAAUGCAUUAGUUCUCUUCUGUCAUACGUGGGAAUGAGAUUGUCAGUAUAUCGUAAUGUUUUUGGUUGGUUGAUUUUGUUUUUGACCUAAGACUUGAUGGUUAGACUUAGAAAAUACAAACACUGUAAUGCUCUGUUACAUGGUAUAAUACACUGUCCCGCUUAUAGCACACUAUUACAUGACACAGGAAGCCUAUCUCUUGCAACAAUUUAGUUAUUUAGAGCAAAAACAUGUUUCCGUGGACCUAGCGAUAUGUUGUUUUUGUUUUUAUUAAACACUUUAAUAAGUAUAAUAUGGAAUUCUUAGCUCUGGCCCAAUUGUGCUUGCCUGAUGUGUUUCAACCUGGCUUUCAAGUGUAAUGAAUUAAAAAGACACAUACCUGUGGGGUCUGAUAG
This is a messenger RNA of Eptesicus fuscus (big brown bat), 1458 nucleotides long. It is a transcript of the gene JKAMP, whose product is annotated as JNK1/MAPK8 associated membrane protein. Gene Ontology annotation, biological process: response to unfolded protein. The transcript is spliced from 7 exons. Gene Ontology annotation, molecular function: ubiquitin protein ligase binding. The record is from RefSeq and is a predicted model, not a curated record. Gene Ontology annotation, cellular component: membrane. NCBI's taxonomy places the organism in Eukaryota, Metazoa, Chordata, Mammalia, Chiroptera, Vespertilionidae. The coding region runs from base 72 to 1007 and encodes 311 amino acids.